Molecule: messenger RNA, 2348 nt
Organism: Frankliniella occidentalis (western flower thrips)
Lineage: Eukaryota; Metazoa; Arthropoda; Insecta; Thysanoptera; Thripidae
Product: solute carrier family 2, facilitated glucose transporter member 6-like
Exons: 3
Coding region: 396-1925 (509 amino acids)
Biological process (GO): transmembrane transport
Cellular component (GO): membrane
Molecular function (GO): transmembrane transporter activity
Source: RefSeq, a predicted model, not a curated record
CAGUAGUGUAAGUGUGUGGCGGCGCGGCCGGGUCGAGUCGAGCUGCAUGGGACGGGACACGACUUGGCUAAAUUUAGAGCAAACGCGCCUCCGCUAGGCGUGGCGCCAGGGGUCGCGGCGUGGCGCGGCGCGGAGGGUUUGCAGGCCGGCCCCAUCCCGUCUCAUCCUGGCCGAGGGGGACCCGCCGGCGUGCGUGCGAAUCGAACGCGAAAAAGCAACGAAGUAGUCGCUCGGCGAGGCGUGCUGCGAGCGGGCCGUCGCGGGUCGCGAGGGGCUAUCGGCCGCGUGGGGACGAGGGCGCCUAGCGCGACGCGCCGCAGCGGCAGUGACGCUCGGCUCGCGCCGCCCGCGGGCCGCCGUGGACAUGGUGUAGCAGCGCAAGCAGCGCGUGUAGGAUGACGGCCGUGUGCUGCGCGGGCCGCUGCCUGGGCUGCUGCUCGUGCUGCAGCUCGAGGCGGGCGCUGGCCCGGCGCGCGCGCCUCCGCGCCGUGCUGCCCGUGCUGCUGGUGCUGCUGGGCGCGGGCUACUGCGCGGCCUGGGGCGGCGCCUGGCCCGGCUGGAGGCUGGCCGGCGUGGCGCUGGGCGGCGCGCUGCUCGACGCGCUGGGCCGGCGCCCCGUGCUCGCGCUCUCCGUGCCGCUGCAGCUGGCCGCCGCCCUGCUGCACGCCCUGCUCGUCGUCCAGGACGGCGAUGACGUCCCCGCCGUCAUCAGGAGCAGCGGCGCCGAGGACGGGAUCGCCUGGAUGAACGGGACGGCCGAGCUGGAAGAGGCCCUGAACGCAACUGCGGGCCCCGCCGUGGGCUCGGCGUACAGCGGCGCGCUGCUGGCGCGGUCGGCGUGCGCCGGCGCCGCGCUGGGGGUGGCGCUGCCCGCCGCGCUCUUCUACCUGUCGGAGCUGUGGCGCGGGCCGCGGCGCGGCGCCGUGUGCUGCGUGCCCGCCAUCGCGGUGGUGGCGGGCCGCACGCUGGCGCCCGCGCUGGCCGCGGCGCUGGGCCCGCGCCUCGCCGCUCUGGUCGGGCUGGCGCCGGGGCUGCUGGGGCUGCUGCUGCUACUCGCCGUCGCGCCGCCCUCGCCCUACUGGCUGGCCUUCCGGGGCCGGGAGGUCAUCCUCAGCCGGGCACUCGCCAGGCUGCGUGGCUUCAGGGACGAGCGCGCGGUGCGGGACGAGGCGGACGACGUGGCGGAGACUGUCCGCGAGCAGCGCUCCAGCUUCUGCGCGGGCAACUACGUGGGCCCGUUCCUGGCGCUGCUGCUGGUGGGCACGCUGCCGCUGGCCGGGGUGGCGCUGCUGGACGAGAAGCACCGGCCCGCCGUGCUUCUACCGUUCGGCCCCUCCGUGGCCGGCGAGGAGGCGCCGCUGGGCUGGCUGGUGCGCGUGGCGUACGGCGUUGGCGCGUUGCUGGCCGUGGCCGCGGUGGCCGCGCUGGUGGACCGCUGCGGCCGGCGCCCGCUCCUGGUGGCGGCCUGCCUGGUUCUGGCCGCCGCCCACGCCACGCUAGGCUACUUCCACUACUUCCUGGGCACGCCGGUGCCGGCGCGCGCUGUCCUCGCCUGGUACAUCACGCUGGGCGCGGUCGGGCUGGCCGCGCUAGCCGAGGCCUCCCUCGCGGCCCUGGCGUGGCUUGUGCUCGCCGAAGUGCUCCCCAUGCGCACCAAGGCCGUCAUCCCGACGGUGGCCGUUCUCCUCGAGGUGCUGGUGCAGUUCUGCCUGGACGCCGUGCGCCUCGGGCUGCCCCUGGGCGUGGAUGUGGACGAGGACGGCCGACUCUGGCACGCGGCCUGGUGUUGGGCGCACGCCCUGUGGUGCCUGCUGCUGGCGCUGCUCGUCGCCGUCCUGCUGCCAGAGACCAGAGGCUUCAGCCUCGCCCAGCUGCACGAAAUAUUCAGAGGACCGAACAGGCAGAACCAGCAGACCCGUCUGUAGCCGCAGCCGGCGCAGCCGUGCGGUGCAACGAAGACUGUUUUAGCACAAACACAUAUUAUACCGUGUGUUUUGUCAGGGCUACGACUCAACAGUAUGCGGGUUCGCCUACUCGCUCCACCCGCAAGGUGCCAUAUGGCCGCUGGGGUAUGCAAACCCGCAGGACUGUCGUGUCGUGGCCCUGACAAACAGCAACAGCCAAACUAUGUAAUGCUUUUGAUUUUGACUCAGAUUUACUUGUAUACCCAAGUAUUGCAGAUUUGUUAAAGAAAGGGAAAACAUUGAGGUGUCAUUUUUUUUUCACGGGAUUUGUUUUUGAUAUUAACUUGACAUGAAGGAGGUCUAUGCUGGUGACAAAAUUAGGCCUAUGUCUUGUCUUAUACCACAAAGUUACCAUGCAACAAUAAAAAUUUUCGUAAAAAGUGA